Penicillium longicatenatum is the source of this 297-nucleotide messenger RNA. RefSeq lists its product as uncharacterized. Bases 1 to 297 code for a protein of 98 amino acids. The record is from RefSeq and is a predicted model, not a curated record. The transcript has 3 exons. Lineage: Eukaryota; Fungi; Ascomycota; Eurotiomycetes; Eurotiales; Aspergillaceae.
AUGUGCCUACUUAGUUACUGUGUAUUCGGCACAUUUUGCUUUGCCGCUACGAUCCACCUCUUUUUCCUCUUCCAGAAGACAUGUGGCAAAUCUCUGGAAGAGAUUGACAUCAUUUUCGAGGAGAAUAUCUGGGCGUUCAAAGCUAAGCAGGAGCCUAGUUGCUUGGCUGCUGAUAUCAAACAAGCGAGAAAAGAUUUAAGUGUAGAAUUCGGAAUGUUUGACAAUGCCAGAAACAUUAAGACCUUGAUUCUGGCUAUGGAGCCUCCAGGACUUGGAAACGGUCAGGUUCAAACAUGA